This is a messenger RNA of Dreissena polymorpha, 2103 nucleotides long. RefSeq lists its product as uncharacterized. The transcript is spliced from 14 exons. The record is from RefSeq and is a predicted model, not a curated record. NCBI's taxonomy places the organism in Eukaryota, Metazoa, Mollusca, Bivalvia, Myida, Dreissenidae. The coding region runs from base 70 to 1614 and encodes 514 amino acids.
CGCCAAAUGGUCAUAUGUGGAACACGUCACAAAUCUCCGAUGACGUAACAAUAUUCAAGAUGGCGUCUAAUGUUCUACCGCCGAAUCACAAAUGAAGUAUUGAGAACAAUGAAAGUGUCAACUCUUCUUGUCUUCUGUCUGUCAUGUGUUGCUUCUGCGACCAUCUUGUGUCCACCAGCGUGUGACCCCCCUAACCAUGUCACUGGCUGCCAGGCUUAUCAGAAGAACAAAGAAUGCAAAAGUGGCAUGCGGGAUGUGAGCAUAUCGGUUGCCAGCUGCGGAUGCCUCUGGGAGUCACACAUACAGCUGGUGGAACCAGAGUCCAAAGUAGUGUUUACUGAUGCCGGGAACCAGUGCUAUAAAUGGGCAGCCAAAGUCUGUGCUAUUUUAGAGAAACAGGAAAGUGUCAGCAUAGUAAAACCUAUUGCGGAGCUUUUACGACGAGUGAAAAAACUAGAAUACGCUGGGGAAGUUGCUCUUGAAAAAGAGAUAGCCAAAAGUCGUCGAAGAACUGGUGUGACCUUACCACCAUUGCCUUUCAUUACUGAAAAGCCUCUACCAAAACCUGUUAAGAAAGAAGUUAGCAUUAUAGGGGAGAUUAAUCGGGAAAACCCUGUACCAAAACCUGUUGAGAAAGGUGUUAGCUUUAUAGGGAAACAUAGCCGUGGGGCUGCAUCUGAGUGGGUGGAGGUAGAGAGGGAAAAAAAGAACAGUGUUUCUUCUCCAUGGGUGCAGGUAAUGAGGGAAAAAGCCAAUAACUCUCCUACAGGCACAGCAAUCAAAACCAGUGAGGCAAUCAAAACCAGUGAGACAGGAAAAAAUAAGACCUUGGGAUUUUUUGUCUUUCAACACUGGUUCAACAUACAAAUGCAAGAUGACCAGUUUAAGCUGAUUGUGUUCAUGGUGGUACUACUGCUUAACAUCCUGGUUGUGAUUGGAAUGGUGAUAUGUAGGAAUCCAAGCAAAGCACGGAAAGCAAAGGAGCCCAAACAGUGCGGAGAUUUGGACUUGAGCACAUAUAGACCAAAGAAACCGGAUGAGACACGCAAGAAUUUUUUUGAGAAACUAAACUGGCUUCCUAAAUGGAAACAGCAAUCUGGUAUGCCUGGUAUACCUUACCUUCCAAUGGAAAAUGGCAAUGUGAAUAGGCUAUGGAAGCCUGAAGAAAAAUAUUCACAGACAUCAUCCACCUUUUUGCCGGUACUACGUCCUCAAAUGGUUCAGCCCUGCGACUCCCUCCAGAAGCACUACGAGACUCAAGAGGACUCCUAUUUGGAACACACAUAUGAGGAACCCAUGUCAGUGGCCCCUAGCCGACCUCCCUCGUGUAGGGAAACGGGCUUGCAGCAUAGCUCAUUGCAGGAACUUUCCUGCAUGGCAUGCAGUUUUGAGACAGAGAGUGACGAUUACUCGUCGCCCACUAAAUAUUUCCCGAGAAGCACAGAGGAACCUCACAAUGUCUCGAGACACAUGGAAGAACCUCGUACGGUCUCGUUUGCGCUGCCACAGGGUACCUACCUAACCAUUCAGGAUAGAGUGGAUAGUUGCCAGUCCUCGCAAACGACAGAAAAAGAAAGGACUCCACAUGGUGGGGAAAAAAGUGGCGGACAAUAAGAGGCAGCCAAUAAAAACAUGAACUUAGCAAUGAAUGUGAAGGACAAAAACAUGUGUUAAUUAUAAAAUGAGAUUUCAUUGCCUGUUAACAACAAUAUAAACUAAGUUGUAAUGGUUGGUGAAUUAUUUAUUUCCAUGUUAGUUUGGGAACUUAUUUUGUCGUGUUGAUCCAUUUAUUUAAUAUAACUAGUCUGUGUUAUCUGAUUUUUUUUCUAAGUUAUUAAUUAAUAAGCAAACCUAGUUUUUCAAGUGUAGUACUCAUGACUCUUUAAAAAAAAAUAUCUUAUUCUGUGUUUAUGAAUUGUAAAAGAAGACUUCUUACCAAGUUUUUUUUUAUGUUGUAAAAUAUAUGAUUCAUUAUUUAGUUAAACAGUUCUAGUUUUACCUGUUGCUCAACAAUGUUGAUGAUGUUGUUUUCAUGUGCUGUUUUACUUAAAUGAUUAUAUUUACCAUGUUAAGAAAUAUUAUUUAUUAAAUAUUACGGUUGUG